Messenger RNA from Symbiodinium sp. CCMP2592, 1835 nucleotides. NCBI's taxonomy places the organism in Eukaryota, Dinophyceae, Suessiales, Symbiodiniaceae. The record is from the annotation of a GenBank genome assembly.
GUGCAGCAUCUGUUUCGGUGUUCUCUCAGCCUUGCAAGCCUACGACAACCAAUCGAUCACUGGCAGCUGCCACUGCCUUUACCGAGUCGUACCUGGAAUGGUUUGCAGAAGCGCAGACGGCAGCGGACGAAGGGCGGCUGCGGUUUGCGGAGCGGCAAGAGUACCCGUCUCUGUGGGAGACGGAGGAGAUGCAGGCUGCCAUGCAGGAGAAGUUGGAGCUGGCGCGGGCAGAGGAAGAUGAAGAGGAGCCCGUCGUGUCUCCAGGAAAAGCCCAAGAAGAGGCGAGAGGUGGAUCGGUACCUGCAGCAAGACUUCGUGAAGAUAACCACUGCCGCGAGCUAGAAGCUGCGGAUGUCGACGACGAAGAGGAGCACGAGGAGGCGCAGCUGGAGGGUGCUACCAGAUGUCCCUCCCAUGUGUUUCAGCCCAUCAUCUUUCGGCCGAAUCCGGACGAACAGCGGCGGCUGCUGCAGCUAGACUAUCAAGCCAGGAAAAACCGAUACACGAGUGAAUUUCUGGAGGAGACUUGGCUCCAGCAGGAUGCUUUCGAGGUGGCACGGGCUGCACCCAAGGAGUUGCACAAAUAUAAAGCUCUGUUCACGGCGCUCAGCUCCUUGGAGGACGAUCGGUCAGAGAAGCUGGAGUCGCUGCGAGAGCAAAAGCCAAACGAAGAGGAGGCGGAGGACGCGGACGACAGCCACUUGAAGCGGUUGCGAGCGUGGCUGCCGCGACUGCCGCGAGACUGUGUGCGAUUCGCGGAUCAGACAGUGUAUGGAAAACCUUCCGAACUGUUGGCGGACAUGAUGCUUGCUUUGCCGGCGAACGAGAAGCUGAAUGAAGAUCAGGAGCUGUUCAUGUGGCGGUUUGGCGACGUUCUGAACACGGUUUACGAUGAGGAACAGCGAUUGGCGCCGCACAAGCGCGGUGUGUAUCACAUGCUUCUGUUAGGACAAAGCGGUUCCGGUAAAACGCACGUGGUGCAGAAUCUCAUCUUUCCUGUUGUUUUGUUUAUCUGGCCACCAGAAGAUGGCAGCGAGACUCUUCGAGUGGUGGCUGCCAAGAACUCACAGGCUAAGAACAUUUCGACGUCCUCUGUGCGAGCCACGACGGUGCAUGCUGCCGCUUGCAUGCGGGUCCAGAACCUGUCGAAUGGCAACCUGACGGCCGGCUCCAAGGAGAAGGCGUUGCGGACAAUGUGGCAGAGCUGUCGCGUGCUGAUCUUGGAGGAGAUCAGCAUGGUUGCUGCUAUGUUGUACAACAUGUUGGACUAUCGUUCCAUGCUGAGUCAUGAUGUGAACCCGCAGACGUACACUCGGAUUGGUUGUGCUUUUGGUCGCGUUCCCAUAGUUUUGCAUUUGGGAGAUUUCUUGCAGCUGCGUCCCACUGCUCAGCUGUCGCUCCUGGAUGAUUUGAAGGCGAGAGACGAGGAUGGCUGUUUGCUGCAUUCUGAUGUCCCGCCAGAAGUUCAGCAUGCGCAGCAAGUGUUCGCAAACAUUCAAGAUGUGUUCGAGCUGCGGGGCACGAAGCGUUUCAAAGAUGGCGAUCCAUUGAUCGAGCUGUUGCAGUGCAUGCGCGCAGGCCGUCAGUUGUCCGAAGGACUGUGGUUGGCUUUCCAGCAAAGGUUCGUGACGGAUGCUGGUCCGGGCAAGCCAGAUGCCAGACUCCAGGACGAAAACUUCCGCUCUGGCUAUUGCAUGUCCAUCUAUUGGGCCUCCUUGUCUCGGAUGCUUUUCCGCCGUGCUAUCCUGGACGCAGCGCGAGGGAGUGUUCCGCUCGUGUUGCUGCAGUGUGCCGACGAGUGCUCCGGUUGCGUUUCGGUUGCUGAAUCAGCCUAA